This is a messenger RNA of Dermacentor silvarum, 1037 nucleotides long. Its product is annotated as GRB10-interacting GYF protein 2-like. The transcript has 4 exons. The coding region runs from base 268 to 723 and encodes 151 amino acids. The record is from RefSeq and is a predicted model, not a curated record. NCBI's taxonomy places the organism in Eukaryota, Metazoa, Arthropoda, Arachnida, Ixodida, Ixodidae.
AUUUAUGCAAGGUGCCUUGGAAGAAACUAUCUGCAGCCUUGUAAAAAUCAGCGUUUCUAUGUUUUCUCCACCUUGCUGGACUUUGCCAGCAUAUGCUUUUUGCUGUAUUUCAGUUAAGACUGGAAAGCUGGAACCUGGUUAACCUUUCUCCUAAUUAGUUUUACUACAGAUGUAAUAAACUCCUGCAUAGUGAGUGGGCUGGGUGAAGGUACUUCAGUUUUGUGCUGAUGAACGAAUGGCACUGUCUUGUUUCCAGAGCUGCGGAGAAUGGAGGAGCAGAGCACCCUUAUGGCCCGGGAGCGAGAAAUGAGGCGGGAGGAAGAGCGCAGGCGUGAAGAAGAGAGGCGUCGUCGUGAAGAGGCACUCUUCCAACAGCAGCGGCAAGAGGAAGAGAUGCGUUCCCGACGUCGGGAAGAAGAAUUUCGAGGUGUGCCCCCACCACCACCACCUCCUGGAUUGUUAGCCAUGGCUGCCUAUGAAAGUGGAUACCGUGAUGGGGCACCACCAGGGGGAAAUUCGGCUGCGCAGCGGCAGUCCCGGUUUGACCAAGGCAUCGGCGGUCAAGGGAGCCCCGGUCAGCAGCCGCCACAGCCAUCGAUGGGGGCAGGUGCCAUGAAUGGCACCAGAAGUGCACCUGGAGGCCUCAGAGACAUGAUGAUGCGCAGAGAUGUUCUGGACCGUGGAGAUUAUGACAUGGAAGCCAAGCGUGCACGUCGAUACUAAUAACGAGGGUUUUAGUUUUGGUGCGGCAAACAUUCUGCUGCGCUGCCCUGUCUGCUGCUGACUCCGACACUCUUUCACAAACUGGUUUACAUGACUGUCUGGGCAGUUGUGGAGAAAUCGCCGACACACCAAACAGACACCUCCGUUGCAUGUCCCUCGAAGCAUCCGCACAUUUAAUCGUGUAAGCAUGAAAAAGUCAUUGUGCUGUCCAAUGUCCAUGUCUCAAAUAAAUAGACCUUGUGUCACAAUAUUUGCCAUGCUCCAUUUCACUUUGUAACCUCAUAAUGGUCUGUAAUAAAGGGGGUAGUGCUGGG